GGAUGCGAUCGCAUGAUCUUGCGCGUGAUCAAUCUCCCAACUCAUCUCUGGUUUGAGAUUUACAACGAGAGUAAAGAAUAUCUUGAGGACGAAAAAUGCCGAGCCAAGAAGUUGCGAUUCCGCAACCGCCGGCAACCGAAAACGAGGAGGUUGCUCCUUCGUCGCAACCAAUCGUCGGCAUCAUCUAUCCUCCGCCAGAGGUUAGAAAUAUCGUCGAUAAGACUGCUAGUUUCGUCGCCAGGAAUGGGCCAGAAUUUGAAUCAAGAAUUAGACAGAAUGAAUUAGGGAAUCCAAAAUUUAAUUUUUUGAACUUCGGAGAUCCAUACCAUGCAUACUAUCAGCACAAGGUCAAGGAAUUUAAGGAGGGCAAAGGCCAGGAGCCGACACUGGGUGCUGGUCUGGGAAAAGGAGUUACGCUUGCUGCUCAGCAAAAGCAACAGGAAAUCUUGAAACAAGUGGAACAGCCAUUUGUUCCCAAAGACCCACCUACAGAAUUUGAAUUCAUUGCUGAUCCUCCAUCGAUUUCUGCACUAGAUUUGGAUAUUGUCAAGUUGACAGCUCAGUUUGUGGCUCGUAAUGGUCGACAGUUUCUUACUAAUCUCAUGAAUCGAGAGCAAAGAAACUUCCAGUUUGACUUCUUGCGUCCGCAACAUUCCUUAUUUCAAUACUUCACUAAGCUAUUAGAACAAUACACUAAAGUAUUAAUUCCACCAAAAGAUUUACUCCCCCGUCUACGAGAUGAGUCUUGUAAUAUGGAUAAAAUAUUGGAGCAAGUUAAAUAUCGCGCAGAAUGGUUGAAGUAUCAGGAGGCUCAACGGCGGAAAGAAGAGGAAGAAUUAGAACGAGAAAGAGUGGCUUAUGCACAAAUCGACUGGCAUGACUUUGUUGUGGUUGAAACAGUGGAUUACCAGCAGUUUGAAGUUGGUAACUUCCCAGCACCGACAACUCCAGACGAAGUAGGCGCUCGUGUGCUGAUGCAAGAACGUAUUGAAGAAGGAGAAGAUGUUGAAAUGCAAAUCGAGAGCGAUGGAGACGAUGACAUGCAAACUAGAAAUGACAACGAAAAAGAUCGCGCAAAAGACAAUAAUCAAGUUCAAGAUAUGGAGGAAGACUCGAGUGAUGAAGACGACGUAUCUCCUCCGGGUGAAUCACAAAAGAAGGAAUCAAAACCACGCGAUGGAAGUAUGCAACCACCACCAUUGCCACCUACCCCUGGAAAUGUCGUUGUCAAGAAAGGAUACGAUCCAAAACAACAUGCAACUAAAACUGUUCGUCCUGCUGCUCCUGACGAGUAUCUGAUCUCGCCGAUCACUGGCGAGCGUAUUCCAGCGAGCAAAGUGCAGGAACAUAUGCGUAUCGGUCUUCUGGAUCCACGCUGGGUGGAACAGCGCGACAAACACCUCGACAAGUUAGCCCAGGAGACCGUAUUCGCGCCUGGAACCGCCAUAGAAGCCAGCCUGAAGCAGUUAGCGGAGAGACGUACCGACAUCUUCGGCGUUGGCGACGAAGAAACGGCAAUCGGUAAAAAGAUCGGCGAAGAGGACAAGAAGAAGGACGACAAAGUCACUUGGGAUGGGCACACGUCGAGCGUGGAGGCCGCCACGAGGGCAGCCCGCGCGAAUAUCACUCUCGAAGAGCAGAUUCAUCAGAUUCACAAGGUCAAGGGACUCUUACCAGACGAAGAGAAAGAGAAGAUCGGCCCGAAGCCCGCUAAUCGUGCCGCUGAAUUGUCGCACAUGGCUGCAGCUGCAUCGAAACCUCAGGCCACCUUGAAAGCUCCACCGAAACCUCCAGCACCGAAACCCAUGCCGGUUCCAUCUCAACCUCCACCGCCUACCAUGAGCAUGCCCACGAUGGGAAUGCCACAGCCCAUGAUGCCUUCAGCUCCUAUGAUGAUGAUGCCGCCUAUGCCUCAAAUCAGACCACCUCCACUUAUGCCUCCGACGAUGUUCAUGCCCGCUCCACCUCCAACACAACCACCUAUGCCUACAUCAAUGGGUAUGAAGCAUCCUUCGGAGCCAAUGGAAGAAGAACCUCAGGCUAAGAAACUGCGAACUGAAGACUCCCUGAUACCGGAACAGCAGUUCCUGGCCAGAAAUAAGGGCCCGGUUCAACUAAGCGUCGCUGUACCGAUGAUGGCUGAAAAGGCAGAAUGGAAACUCAAUGGGCAGACGUUGAACAUUACGUUACAGCCGAGCGAUACUGUGGCAACCAUGAAGGCACGAAUUCACGAACAAACUGGAAUGCCUCCAGGAAAGCAGAAGCUGCAGUACGAGGGGAUGUUCUUUAAAGAUAACAACACACUUGCUUAUUAUAAUCUGACUUCGGGUAAUGUCAUCAAUCUCCUGCCGAAGGAAAGAGGAGGCAGGAAGAAGUAAGGCGUUAUUCGGAGAGGUAUUUGAGGCCCAUUUAUGCAGAUUAUUGGGUUGGUACCGAGCAAACAUUUUUAAGAGAAGGAAGGAAACCUUCAAUUUUAUUGAUAACGAUUUAAUCUUAAUAUUAAUGAGCGCAAUUGUUUGGACUCAUAUGUGCGUGCAUACAUCCGAUUUAAUUGAUUGUCAGCUUAAGAAACAGAGGUCACAAAAUAUAUUCUCCCUGUAGUUG
Molecule: messenger RNA, 2604 nt
Organism: Orussus abietinus
Lineage: Eukaryota; Metazoa; Arthropoda; Insecta; Hymenoptera; Orussidae
Gene: Sf3a1
Product: splicing factor 3A subunit 1
Exons: 11
Coding region: 96-2378 (760 amino acids)
Biological process (GO): mRNA cis splicing, via spliceosome; regulation of alternative mRNA splicing, via spliceosome
Cellular component (GO): catalytic step 2 spliceosome; U2 snRNP; U2-type prespliceosome
Molecular function (GO): RNA binding; protein binding
Source: RefSeq, a predicted model, not a curated record